AUGGCCCCUCGGCGCCUCCUGUUGGUCGGGGAAGGGAAUUUCUCCUUCGCUGCUGCCCUGAGCGAGACCCUAGAUCCCAGUGUUAGACUUACCGCCACCUGCCUCCAGGAUCCAGUGGACGUAGCUCGCGAUCCGGUGGCCCGGGAGAACCUACAGCGCCUGCGCGAGCGAGGUACCGAGGUACGUUUUUGUGUAGACUGCACCCAACUGGCAAAGGCCUUUGAACCGCACGACAGGGAGUUUGAUCGAAUUUAUUUUAACUUUCCGCACUGUGGACGCAAAGCUGGAGUAGCCAAGAACAGAGAGCUGCUUGCCAAGUUUUUCCAGAGCUGUGCAGAGGUUCUUGCAGAGGAAGGAGAAGUUCAUGUGGCAUUGUGUAGAGGACAAGGUGGAACUCCUGCUGAUAAGCCCCAGAGAGAAUGGCACAACAGUUGGCAAGUGGUUGCCAUGGCAGCUCUGGGGGGGCUCAUUUUAAGUGAUGUGCAUCCCUUCAGCUGUGAGGCUGUGCCAGGGUACAAGUGCACUGGAUAUAGGAGUCAGAAUAAAUGCUUUCGUGUAGAAGGUGCUUUGAACCAUAUUUUCACCCGGAGCUUACUCUUUGAAGAUUCUCAACCCAGAAUCUUCCGAAUCAAACUGGGAGACCAGUGGUUUUUCUUGCCAGAACCGGCAGCACUUGCAGGAAAGCUGAACAGGGGUUUCUUGGAAACAUCUUCAUGCCAUCCUGUCAAAACCAUAAAUGAGAAACUCAUUGCUGAAUUGGGCACAGCUUUCCCUCUAAAAAGGCUGAAGUGUUCCUUCCCUUUGUUGUCACUGGGGGAUACCAAUGUUCAGCCUUCUGGGGUCUGUCUAUCUGCAUUUUGGAUUGGUCUCUGUGAAGAUAACUCAAAUGACAAGUCUCUGACUACUGAAACAACAGCAGAAAUGGAGGACUUUGUAGUAUCAUUUUCAGAACUUAAGCUUCCCAAGAGUCCUGGAAGAGAUGGUAAGGAAGAAGCUCAUGAAGGAAUCUGUGGACAGGCCAAGGUCUGCCUUAGAUCUUCUCUUCUAGCUCAUGCUCAAGCUGUUGUCCAAUCACCAGGCUUCCUCCCAGGUUUUCUGCACGUCCUCAGUGGACCUGUCUUUCGGAAGUGCAACAUUUUGCCUUUUGCAAUGCCAGCAUUUCAUGAGACUUUAUUUAUACUUGGGUUUAAUAAAAACCUGAAGGAUAGCUAUCUUCCAUCACUACUGGAUCACCUGAAGGGCAUCCUAGCUGGCCUUCUGCCCAAAGAUCAGCCGGAGAACUCUGUGCUGAGAAGAUCAGUGGAAUUUGUCCUUCAACCAAAUGGGAAAGAUUCUUUGAUUCAUGUGAAUUCUCAUAAUUUUGGUCCAGAUUAUGUCAAGGAUCUGAUUAUUGGGUCUCUCACCACAUCUGCUAUAAGCAUUACUUAUGAAGAUCAGUGUUUUGUGUUUGUAUCUAUAAACUUGGACUUAUUAGCCAUGCUUAUCUGGGGUAUCUCUGAUUGGAGAAUAUUGUGGACCUUUGAUAGCCGUUUCCUGAAAAAUUUUGUCCCUGGGAAAAUAGAACCCUUUAAAAACUAUUCCUUGUAUCCUCCAUGUUAUGUGCAUGAUAUUAGUUUCUGGUUAGAUGAAAAGGAAGAAUUUGAUGAACUAGAGUUUCACACUGUGGCCCGAGCAGUGUCUCAGGAUACUAUUAUAUCUUCUACAUUCCUCGGUCGUUUUCAGCAUCCAAAGACUGAACAGGUCAGUCUCUGCUAUAGGAUGACCUACCAGACGUGUGAUAGCCUCACCCAGCAGCAGGCUGCAUCAAUGCAGUCCCAGUUUAGAAAAGAGUUUCAACAACGACUACAUAUUACUCUUCGAUAG
Molecule: messenger RNA, 1863 nt
Organism: Castor canadensis (American beaver)
Lineage: Eukaryota; Metazoa; Chordata; Mammalia; Rodentia; Castoridae
Source: RefSeq, a predicted model, not a curated record